AAAUGUUCGCAGAAUUGGAUAAUUCACUAAUCUAUGAUGGAGGACGAGACAGCACGGUUUAAGGUCUCGAAAUAAUGGAUCUCUGACGGUGCAACAUUCCGUCAGCAUUCGCAGACUAUCCCCUUAGACUAUCUCCACUCUGGGAUUUAAGAGACCACACUCCCAAAAGUGAAAAUUGACUUAUUUUUUCUCUAUCUUUACCGAAGUGCUAUUGAAUCGGACUUUUACCUCGAUAUUCUUAAAUUCAUAAAUUAUCGGAGCAGAAUUAGGGCUAUUCGGCCCAUCAAGUUUACUCCGCCAUUCACUCGUGGCUGACCUAUCUCUCCCUCUCAACCCCAUUCUCCCCGUCACCCCUGACACAAUACUAAUCAAAAGCUGGAUUGGGGAACAACUUAAUUCAGAAAUCGAGUCUUUAAAGUCUCCUUCAAGCAACAAACAAUGUCGCCUGGGACCGAGUGAGAUGCGUAAAUGAUAAAUAGUUGCCGGUUCCAAGUAGGUCAAGUGUGCUGUGAUAUCAUGCUGUGAUAUUCCCGCAGCAACAUUUACAACUGUUCCCAUAACAUCUCAGUGUCGGGUCCAGCUUUAACGGGUUCCAGUGAAAUCCCUGUAGCUGCUGUUUAAUCUAAAGGGGGGUUUAACCUAUUUACUUGUAUUCCUUCAGUGACUCGAUGCGCGCAAGCUGCCCACUAUUAACACAGUGGACACGGGAUGGACAUCUGACCACCAUUCAGCGCUCUACAGUCAAUGUUAUGUUCCUUUCCUCAAAAUGCCGCAUUUCGACCGGCUGUCCAUUCCUUCCAAAUCAAACUUGGUGAAGCUGCAUUGCGGGCAGACGGCAUCGCCGGAGCGCAGUCAGUCAGUUUGAGGGGAGCAGUGAAUGAAUGCAUGAAGCGCAACUUAUAAGCUCCGGGCCCGGGCUGGGAUACUGCCAGUUCCCAUUCCUUGCCUCGGGGCUGUGCGGAAACUGGUGGCCGGCAGUUGCAACGAGAAGGCGUGAAUCCACAAAGGAAUGAUUGCGUUCCGUGUUCCUGACAUCCCGCCUCUCCUUAGUUUCAGGAGCAAAGUCAGGAUUGAAUGCGGGCAACUUCCCCUCUCUGGGCUGACGGAUACUAGCUAGCCGAAGUAUUCCUCUAGCCUCUCAGUGUGAAGAAGGGUCUCGACCCGAAACGUCACCCAUCCCUCCUCCCCAGAGAUGCUGCCUGACCCGCAUAGUUACUCCACCACUUUGUGUCUAUUCCUCCAGAUCGCUGUGCUCUAAGUCGCUCUUGGAUUGACACUGCCCUGCAAAGGGUCUUCUCCAAACUUGGGUGGCGCGCCCCAUUCAUCCUGCUCCCUUGCCCGGCUUCUGCUCCGAGAGAAUCUACCAUUCAAUGGUAUCUGCAGUCCUCCUGCACGACCAGGUUCCGUGGAUCAAUAAGAAAGACUACGUCUCUCGUUAACAAGUUGUGGGGGGUUUUCCAUGGGAUACCCAUAACGAUGGAAGAUCAGACCAAAGUCCAAAUAAUCACCAUAAUGGGCAAGUCGGAAAGCCAGAUGGACAUCGUGGAGAAAUCGACAAAAUUGAUAAAGAAAAGUUGGAGCUUGGUUGAAAUCGCGCUCAGUGUGUUACUCCUCCUCACGACGAGCGCAGUGGUGGCCUUGGUUGUCCUGUAUACAACACAACAAGACAAGCAGUUCCCCAGCAGCGUGGACAAAGUGUGCAUGACCGCGGGCUGUGUGGCAGCUGCUGCAAGGCUGAUCCAGAAUAUGGAUCCAUCUGUUUCACCAUGUGAAGAUUUUUACAAAUAUGCCUGUGGAGGGUGGCUGAACAGGCACAUCAUACCCGAAACCAGCUCCAGAUACAGUAUAUUUGAUAUUCUGAGAGAUGAGCUGGAAAUCAUCCUCAAAGGUGUCUUGGAGAGACCGGAUGAUGGAGAUCGUGAUGCUUUUAAGAAAGCCAAACAACUGUAUAAAUCCUGUAUCAAUGACACUUUAAUUGCCGAGCGAGACUCUGAACCUCUGUUAACUCUGUUGGACUCCGUUGGAGGAUGGCCAGUUGCUGAACCUGACUGGGACGUUGUGGAGGAGCCUGGUUGGAGUUUGGAAAUCAUCCUGCCACAGCUGAAUGUCAACUACAAUAAGAGGGUGGUAGUGGAAAUGUUCGUUUGGAUGGAUGAUAGGGACUCGAGUAGACACAUCAUUUAUAUUGAUCAACCCAGCCUGGGGAUGCCCUCCAGGGAUUAUUACUUCAGGGAUGGUAACUACAAGAGGGUACGUGAAGCCUAUUUGCAGUUUAUGAUUGGAGUUGCAAAGAUGAUCAGAGAAGACAGAAACAUGACAAAAAAUGACUCCUUUGUCGAAGACGAAAUGAUGAAAGUGCUGGAGCUUGAAAUUGAAAUGGCAAAUGCAACCGCAGAGGGGAGGCAUGACGUUACACAGAUGUACAACAAAAUGACGCUUGCUCAGCUUCAAACAAAGUUUGACCUCCAAGGAUUUAACUGGAUGCAGUUCAUUCAGGGGAUCAUGUCAAGUGUCCACGUUGAAGUUCACCCAGAAGAAGAAAUUGUGGUCUAUGGCACUGAAUAUCUUCAGAAACUUAAGUACAUCCUCCCCAAAUAUUCCAAGAGCACUCUUCAGAACUAUCUGGUCUGGCGGCUGGUUAUAGAUCGUGUUAGCAACUUGAGCAGGCGAUUUAAGGAUGCCCGGGCAAACUACCGCAAGGCGUUGUAUGGUACCAGCGUGGAAGAGGCACGGUGGCGAGAAUGUGCCAGCUACAUCAAUGGCAACAUGGAAAAUGCUGUGGGAGCCCUUUAUGUCAGGGAGGCAUUUGCUGGCGAGAGUAAGAGAAUGGUGAAGGAUUUAAUUGAUAAAAUCCGAGAAGUGUUCAUUGAAACUUUGGACGAAUUAGAAUGGAUGGAUCCAGCUUCGAAGCAGAAAGCACAAGAAAAGGCGAUGGCAAUAAAAGAGCAAAUUGGAUAUCCAGACUAUAUACUGCAAGAGGACAAUCCCAGUUUGGAUCAGGAGUAUGCUCACUUAAACUUCAGUGAAGGCAAAUACUUUGAGAAUAUUCUUGAAAAUCUGAAGGCUGGAGCACAAAAGGGUUUGAGGAGAUUACGGGAACGUGUGGAUCAAGAUGUAUGGGUCAUUGGUGCUGCUGUUGUAAACGCUUUUUAUUCGACGAACCGCAAUCAGAUUGUGUUUCCAGCUGGAAUUCUACAGCCUCCGUUCUUCAGCACGCACCAGAUUCAAGCUCUGAACUUUGGGGGAAUCGGGAUGGUGAUUGGCCAUGAGAUCAUACAUGGAUUUGAUGACAAUGGAAGAAACUAUGACAAGGACGGCAACAUGUAUGAUUGGUGGAGUAAUUAUUCAGCCAGCAAUUUCAAAGUGCAGUCAGGUUGCAUGGUGCAUCAGUAUGGGAACUACACCUGGGAUUUAGCUGGGGGACAGAAUGUAAGUGGGAUCAGCACUCUGGGUGAAAAUAUCGCAGACAAUGGAGGCGUCAGGCAAGCAUACAAGGCCUAUUUGAAAUGGGUGAAGAGAGAAGGAGAAGAAGUAGAAUUACCUGGCAUGAAUCUGACGCACAAACAACUUUUUUUCCUUAACUUUGCACAGGUAUGGUGUGGUUCAUACAGGCCUGAGUAUGCGAGCCAGGCCAUCAAAAUUGAUGUUCACACCCCUCUGCAAUUCAGAGUCAUUGGUUCCCUCCAAAACUUUGAAGCUUUUGCCGAGGCCUUUCAGUGCUCAAGUGGUGAAGUGAUGCACCCAACCAAGAAGUGCCGUGUGUGGUAACCAAAGAGCAACAGCACAGUUAGUGCAGGCCUUCAAAAACCUGUCGCUGAGCUCUAUAGGUGGCUGAAGCCAAUAGAUGUGCCUAAUAAUCCUUCUCCAAUUAGUCACUGCCAAGGUUCUUACUCUUGUUCGCUGUUGUUUUGGGUGUGUACAGACCAAGGAAUGGCUGUGGGCUGGUUAAACACAUCCUGCAAACAAUCACUGUUUUAUACCUUAACACGACUGUUACCUGUUACUUACAUUCAGUAAUAACAUCAAGGUGCUUUAAUCAGCAUAGAAUCCUGUACUUAAAGUGUAAACCGUUUUGUAGUUCAGGAGUCUGUGCAAAUUGCCAGCUCGUCAAAUGGUUCAAGGAGAGGUGGACAGUUUUUGUAGUGGAAGGCACAUUAUGAUUAACGAGGGCAAUUGUUACACUCUGGUAGAGUCUGUCUCAUAAGCAGUGCUUAAUAAUUUUAACAAUUCCUGCAUGCCAAGGCUAAAACGUGUUACAAUGACGUGUCCUAGUUGCUUGAAACCUGUUUCAGCUUCUAUUUCCCAGCUCAGGUGAACUGUGUGAAACAAUGUGACAUUUUGUGAUGAUAUUUCUUAAAAAAAUAGUUCCCCAGUGCUGCUCAACAGUAUAAACGUCUUCAAAAAGUGGUAUUUGAAAACCUUUUAUUGAUAGCAUUUAAUGUGCUUUAGUCCAAGUAUGUAAUCUUUCACAAGCUGCGCCUUAUUUUUUAUAUGUUUAAUCAUGUAUCAAUGAUUUAUACUAUAUUGUUUGUAUCCAAAAAAACAAUCAUUUGAGAAAUCAUCUUUUAAUGGUCUAUUUAAUCUUGGUGAGUUGUGUUUGAUUUUAAUAUAUUGCUGUUCCGUCAUUAUUUCCCAAUAAAUUCUUUAUGACUGUUACGGAUGUUUGUUUAUUUUAUGUGAGAAGAGAACUGGGUCAAAGUGGGGUCCUGAUGACUCCCCCUCCUCACUCACUGGACCUCCCUCUGCCAUCCCUCCAGAGUCUCAGUAGGAUUUAAACUCAGUGGGAAUGAUUUGGCAGCAGCAUAAUUUUUUAACUCGGUUACAAACUCAUUUAUUUUGAGAUGGUUCCUUAACUGGCCCCUCAGCUGUCUGCGUAUGCUAUUGUAACAAGGGAUGAGCUGUAAAUGCAAGUCUGGCCAUCAAUACGUCACAGAUUACUUACACCAGAGUGGCACCAGGUGCCAGAAUGAGUCAACCACUGGCUCAAUCUCAAUGACAUCGUAAAUCCAAAUAAGGCAGAGAUAGGAGACGUGUGUUGUUCAUUUCGCACUGGACUCGAGACACAAACAACAUCAGAAGAGGCAGAGUAACAAGUGAGGAGCCAAAUGAAGACUGGAACUGAAGCCAAGUCGAAUUGUGUUUAUUCUCAUCUGCACUAGUAGGUGCCAUGAAAACUUGUCCACAGAAAAUCAUACAUAAUUGAUGUACUCCAGGGAGGCAGUCAUGUUGGAAUUGCUGUCCAGCUCCACCGCCGAUUUUCCACAGCCUUGCCGGAUUAUCCACAGAAGUCACGUAAUAAUGAUACUAUACACCCCUGACCCACUAAUUAUACCCCUCCCAUGAUCCAAAGCACCGUGGACUGCUAAAAACAUAAAUAAAACCACUGUAAAUUAAACGUGCUUACACUUGACACCACAACAGUCACUUGGUCCGUGCUGAGAGGCCAUAGCUAGGGAUCAUCGUGAGCAAAAUAAACUAGGAAUUGCACAAAACUGAGGGGUCACCACCAACUACAGAUGCAAACAAAUA
This is a messenger RNA of Leucoraja erinaceus (little skate), 5529 nucleotides long. It is a transcript of the gene mmel1, whose product is annotated as membrane metallo-endopeptidase-like 1. The transcript has 23 exons. Gene Ontology annotation, cellular component: plasma membrane. The coding region runs from base 1477 to 3768 and encodes 763 amino acids. Gene Ontology annotation, molecular function: metalloendopeptidase activity. Gene Ontology annotation, biological process: protein processing. NCBI's taxonomy places the organism in Eukaryota, Metazoa, Chordata, Chondrichthyes, Rajiformes, Rajidae. The record is from RefSeq and is a predicted model, not a curated record.